GUGGUACUUGGAAUUUACAAAUGCUGAGGUGGUUGGUUUGGUUGGACUAAGAGAGAGAGUUUGUAUUUGUGUGUGUGGGGAAUAGCCGGUUUUGGGGAAGGAUUCAUUGCACACUGAAUUGUGCAGUAGCAAUGCACCUGUGGCGUGGUUUUGUCUCUGGACGACACCUAUAUUUCUUUCUUCCUUUCUCUCUUUUCCAAUAUAAGACUCUAACUUUCACCCAAAAAAAUAAAAAUAAAAUAUAAGACUCUAACACAUAGUAUAAACAUACAUUCCCCCCCAACCCCUUCAUCCAUUUCAAAGCUUCUCUCUUUUUUUGCCCUGCUCCGUGGGGUUUACACUCUCAAAUGCUCUUCACCCUUUUCUCUCUAAUCUCCUUUUUUCCUCUUCUCUCAUUUCCUAAGGGGUUUCACCUUCUUCCACCAAGAUUCUCUUCCUUCUCCACCCUCCAUCAGUGCUCAUGCCUGCCCUUGUCAAUUAUACUGGUGAUGAUGAACUGUAUCCUGCGGGUUCUUUUUGCCCCAAUCCAAUGGAGUUGGGUCGCAUAUACGCUAUUGGCUCCAAUUUGGAUGUGUACUACCCUCCUCCUACCAAGCGACCACGCACGAUCUUUGAAGCUAUGGAGGCUCAGCAAUAUCAAGACCCUGCUAUUCAGGUUCUUCCAGAUGAAUUACUCUUUGAAAUAUUCAGACGCCUCCCUGGUGGCAAAGAGAGAAGCUCAUGUGCCUGUGUAUCUAAACGGUGGCUUAUGCUUAUGAGCACUAUCUGCAAAGAUGAAAUUGAGAGCACUACUUCCUCUGUUGCUGAAACUGAAACGGUUUCUUCAGAUGAGACUCAAGAUAUCAUUGAAGAUGAUGGCUACCUUACAAGGUGUCUGGAUGGGAGGAAAGCCACUGAUGUGAGGCUUGCUGCAAUUGCAGUUGGAACUAGUAGCCGUGGGGGACUAGGGAAGCUUUGUAUCAGAGGAAGCAAUCCUGUGCGUGGUGUCACAAACUGUGGCCUCUCUGCAGUUGCACAUGGUUGCCCUUCUCUCAGAUCACUUUCUUUGUGGAAUGUAUCUUCCAUUGGGGAUGAGGGUCUGGCUGAGAUAGCAAAAGGGUGUCAUAUGUUGGAGAAGCUUGACCUAUGUCAGUGCUCCUCAAUCAGCAACAAGGGUUUGAUUGCAAUAGCUGAAGGCUGCCCCAACUUGACCACCUUGAAUAUUGAAUCAUGCCCAAAUAUUGGAAAUGAGGGCUUGCAAGCUAUUGCAAGGUUUUGCUCCAAACUGCAGUCAAUCUCUAUCAAGGAUUGCCCUCUUGUUGGGGAUCAUGGAGUGUCUAGUGUGGUGGCUCUGGCUUCAAACUUGUCAAGGGUUAAGCUUCAGACCCUGAACAUUACAGAUUUCUCUCUAGCUGUUAUUUGCCAUUAUGGGAAGGCAAUAACAAAUCUGGUCCUCUCUGGUCUAAAAAAUGUCAGUGAAAGGGGGUUCCGGGUCAUGGGGGUUGCUCAAGGUCUGCAGAAACUGGUUUCACUUAUUGUUUCUUCCUGCAGAGGAGUAACUGAUACAAGCAUGGAAGCCAUAGGUAAAGGUUGCAUCAACCUGAAGCAGAUGUGCCUUCGCAGGUGUUGUUUUGUAUCUGACAGUGGAUUGGUAGCAUUUGCCAAAGCUGUAGUAUGUCUUGAGAGCUUGCAGUUGGAGGAGUGCAACAGGUUCACCCAGUCUGGGAUUAUUUAUGCUCUUUCAAACAUCAAAACCAAGUUGAAAUGUCUCACUCUGGUGAAGUGCGCAGGAGUUAAAGAUAUCGAUAGGGAAGUAUCUAUGCUUUCUCCUUGCGAGUCUCUUCGAACUUUAUCCAUUCAGAAGUGCCCUGGUUUCAGUAGUGCUAGCCUGGCCAUGAUUGGAAAAUUGUGUCCCCAACUUAAGAAUCUUAAUCUGGCUGGACUCUAUGGCAUAACCGAUGCUGGCCUUCUCCCUCUUUUGGAGAAUUGCGAGGCUGGACUUGUCAAUGUAAACCUUACUGGUUGUUGGAACUUGACAGAUAACAUAGUUUCAGCCUUGGCCAAGCUACAUGGUGGAACACUUGAAGUGCUAAAUCUUGAUGGAUGCUGGAAAAUAACUGAUGCAAGCUUGGUUGCAGUUGCUAACAACUGCCUAGUGCUUUAUGAUCUAGAUGUGUCAAAGUGUGCAAUCACUGAUGCUGGUGUCGCCGCCCUCUCUAGGGCCAAUCUGCCUAGUUUGCAAGUGCUUUCCUUGUCUGGUUGUUCUGAUGUAUCAAACAAGAGUGUGCCUUUCCUUACAACAUUGGGCCAGACCUUGCUUGGGUUGAAUCUUCAAAACUGCAAUUCAAUUGGCAGCAGUACAAUGGAGUUGCUAGUGGAAAAGUUGUGGAGAUGUGAUGUUCUGGCUUAAUCAUGAUAGAAAAUUAGAACCAAAUAAAACUGGCUAAACCAGGAAAGGAGACAGAACUGUACAGGUCACACAUUCAGCAUACAUUUUGGUUGAUGUCUAUCAAGGGUGGAUUGGUGGCAGUUUGGUGACUUGGUUGUUUUCCAGGGAACUUUGGCUUGUUUCUUCAUGACCCAUUUCUUUUUUCACAAGCAUGAAAUGCUUGUUCCAACUUGCGACCCCUUUUGCCUUGCCACAUCUUUCAUGGCUAGGGUCCCCUGAGAAUACAGUUACCAAGUCUUGGUUGAUGGUAUUCACUGCUAGAUAGUGCAUGUUUAUGCUAGGGCUUAUUUUGUACUGCUGGAAGUUGACAAUAAAUAACAUGUUUUAGCCUCUGUCUCAUUUUCCAUGAUGUUGCUUAGGCUUGAGCUGUCUUUUAAGCCUUCUGUCAUUUUAUGUCAAUCAAGGAUCUCAACCAUGCCUUAGAUGUGGAAGAGUCUUUAGCUUGUUUUCCCUGUGUUUUAUCAGUGUGGUUGUGUUGUGCUAUUCUAAGGCCAAGUACCUCAUAUUCAAGAGCUUUGGUGGUGGCAGGGUGUUCAUUUGGUCUGCCACAACAACCCCAUCUUUUGGGUUGUUUUUUUUCUUCCCUUUUAGUUCAAGUUCUUGUUUUGUAGGUUCCUCUUGCUUCAGAAUUGUACUUUGCAGACCACCUUUGCUUAUCAGUAUUAAAAAUGCAAUUUUCAGUUGCGCCAGUUUUGUUGUUA
Cajanus cajan (pigeon pea) is the source of this 3129-nucleotide messenger RNA. RefSeq names its product EIN3-binding F-box protein 1. NCBI's taxonomy places the organism in Eukaryota, Viridiplantae, Streptophyta, Magnoliopsida, Fabales, Fabaceae. Gene Ontology annotation, molecular function: protein binding. Gene Ontology annotation, biological process: SCF-dependent proteasomal ubiquitin-dependent protein catabolic process. Gene Ontology annotation, cellular component: SCF ubiquitin ligase complex. The record is from RefSeq and is a predicted model, not a curated record.